AUUUUGGGUCACUCGUUCACAAUCGCUCGCUUCGUUUCCAACUUGUACUUCGUUUGGAUUUAUAUAGAGGUGCCUUUCGCUUCGUAAACUUGCAACAUAGCGUAGUUUAGUAUUUUCAUUGUAAAGAAAGCUGGCGGGUGUGCAAAGCUAAUGUGUUGAUCGUAAUACAAGUGUGUUGAAGUUAAUUAGAAACGAAAUAUCAGUUUAACUAACAAGUAGUGAUAAUAUUGUGAAGGAAAUAGUCAAGGACGAAGGGCGCGGCGCGUGGCUCGCAGGAACCAUGGACGAUGAUCAGCAGUUCUGCCUGAGGUGGAACAACCACCAGUCAACGCUGGUCUCUGUGUUCGAUACUCUGCUAGAGAAGGGAAUUCAUGUGGACUGCACUUUGGCUGCCGAAGGACAGACGCUCAAGGCACACAAAGUAGUUCUGUCUGCGUGCAGUCCUUAUUUCGAGAAUGUCUUAUCCCAACAGUAUGACAAACAUCCAAUUAUAAUUUUAAAAGAUGUAAAAUAUGCAGAGCUAAGAGCCAUGAUGGAUUAUAUGUACCGUGGAGAAGUUAACAUAUCACAGGACCAGUUAGCGGCUCUGCUUAAAGCGGCAGAGUCGCUGCAGAUUAAAGGCCUGUCGGAUAACAAGCCUUCCCGGCCACCGUCGCGCCCUGCCCAAGCCACUGCACACCCGCCGCGCGUCCCCUCGCCACCACCACAGGUCAGAGAUGGUAGCAUUGACAGCCGCGAAGGCUCUAUGAGUCCGACGCGGCGUCGAAAGAAAGCGCGCCGCGCUUCCACCGAAGUCCCCCCUGUAUUACCCGCACCCGCCACAGACGCUACACAAGGCAACGGAGAGGAACUGCCCAUGAAAGAAGAGGUAUCGAGAGAUGGGGUGGAGGAUCUGACCCUGGAUGAAGAAGCUGAGGAACAACCUUCGGUUACGCACAAUGACGUCGUACGCAAUUUCCAAUGGCACAUGGAAAGAUCUCAGGAUGAAAUAAUGAAUUCAAAUGACAGUGUUCGAGAGUCUCAAGAGGCGCACAAGGACGCGCAGCUGCCGUCGGCGCUGCUGUCGCUGCUGGCGGCGCAACGGCAGGCGCUGCCCGGCGCGCUGCCCGCCGCGCUGCCCGGCGCGCUGGCGCUGCCCGGCCUCAAGGCGCACCUGCUGCAGCUGCCCUUCUUGCACACGGCGCAGAGCCGCAAGGCCGACGAGCCCGACUCGGACGCCGACUACGACGACACGGACGACAUCGUGCUGCCCGACGAGAGCGACGCGUACUACGACGCGUUCGCGGCCGGCGCCGACUACGAGUCCAAGCACGACCUCAAGCUGGGCAAGCGCGACGGCAGCGGCUCGGACGACGCCAGCCGCCAGUUCGAGUGCCGCCACUGCGGCAAGCGCUACCGCUGGAAGUCCACGCUGCGGCGCCACGAGAACGUGGAGUGCGGCGGCAAGGCGCCGGCGCACCAGUGCCCCUACUGCGCCUAUCGGGCCAAACAGCGCGGCAACCUGGGCGUGCACAUCCGCAAGCACCACAACACCGAGUGGUACAUCUACGCCAACAACAACGAUAACCCGGCGGCGGUGCGGCGGCCAGUGACGGUGUGGGGUGUUGCAGGCGGCGAGGAGGCGUUCCCGCGGCUGGGCGGCCUGAGCUGGGAGCAGUGGUCGGCGCGCCUGGCGCUGCCGCUGGCCGGCCUGCGCGCGCCCGCGCCCGCGCCCGGCGAGCCCAGCUUCACGUGCCCCGACUGCGGCCGCGUGUACAAGCUCAAGUCGUCGCUGCGCAACCACCAGAAGUGGGAGUGCGGCAAGGAGCCGCAGUUCCAGUGCCCCUACUGCGUGUACCGCGCCAAGCAGAAGAUGCACAUCGCGCGCCACAUGGAGCGCAUGCACCGCGAGGUGCAUCUGAAGCCCGAGCAGUACCUCAAGCCGGACAACGUGGACGCGUGCACCUAACACUCGUCGAUGUCGAUUGAUCGCGUUAGGCUCCCGCAGCUAGGUUUCGUGCGGGGGAGUAAGUUUUUUGAUAUAUUCUUUACAAAUUUUAACUUGUUCAAUUUCCUCGAUUAUAUUGCCGAUUGUGAUAGAUGUGAUGAAAUCUCUCUUGUGAUAGUGGCGAGCCGGCCACGUUCGUUGAAGCCCUCUCGCCGAGGCCCGCGCCUGCCCUCGUUACCUGCCCCGUCGCCGCGGACGGAGCGCUAUAGAUACCGUUGAAUUUAAUCUCGAACGAAUUUUCACUUAGUAUUCACACUGGUUGCAGUUAUUUGCGGCGGUGUAAGCGACUGUUGCAUUUAUCGAAUAUGUUAAGGGAAGUGAUUGUAUAGUUACGCUUUUAUAUAUUUUUAUGUACAGCAUUUAUCGUGUAAAUUAUAUCAUUCCUGAUAUAGACGUUUAGGCGUGUAGCUUCGCUAGAUCGUUAUUUAGAAAAGCUUAAUUCCUUGUUACCAGUUACAGUUACUACGGACAUUUCGGUUAUAAAAAGCUGAAUGACUAUCUAUACUCAUCGGUGAAUUUAGUGUUUAAAAUUGUUUAAACGAGAUUAGUGUCCCGCACGUCGCGGGUCCUUAUUAUAGUGAGAAUGGAAAGAGUUAGAAUGAGUAAUUGCGUUCUUUUGUUCUAUUAAGUAGUUAUUAAAAAAAAAAAUGAAGCUAUUUGUCGCUUAGUAUGCAAGUUCUAGGUCUUUGCCAUAAUGCAUGUUCCAUUAUAUUUGUAAUACUCAUUGUAAGUUAAUUUUUUUACUUUUCAAUUAUUUUUAGAUCUCUUUUUACAUAUAAUGCAUUUAUUUUACAUUAAUCUAGAACGUAAACAUCUAUCCUAUAAUCGGAGGAGAUCCAAUAUCGUUAAGUGGUAUUAAUUUUAAGUUCCUGGGAUCUAAUGUGUGUAGACACGUUGUUUGAUGUUAUAUUUGGGGCCAAUUGUUUUAGGGUAGGUCUGACCAGUGGAAAUAAGUGCCUUAUUUAGAGUCGUUUGUUAAAUCGUAAUUUACAGUUUUUAUAGACUGCCAUGGAGGGAAUAGUUGUGCUCACGAGUGUGAGCCGCACAAAUUGUGUCAAUUUUUGGACGAGAUCAAAAUCUUCCACUUAGUUUGUAAGUACUUUUUAUACAUUACCAUUUAGACAUUGUAAGUGCGAUAUCGAGGUGAGUAAAAUUGUUCUCGUCGCUUUAUAUUAAACCUCGUGCUUUACGCCCGAGAGCUCUCGUCAUCGACGUCGGAAUGAUUUUGCUCCCGCGAUACCUAGAUAAGUAUAUUAUCUGCAGGAGUUACCAUCAUACAAUCAAAACGUAGAGCUCGCUAAGUACAACCAAUACAAGUCAUUUCAGUGUAACGUUUAAGUGCCUUUAGAACAUUAGUCAUUAGGAUUUAAAAUAUAUUUUCAAUAGAAAUUAUAAAACAAUCAUGCCAAUUAUUGUAAACGAAUCUUGAAAUUAAAUAGAUACUUGAACUUUUCUGUUGAGGGCACUGUGAAUUGCAUAUGCAAUCAUUUUCACAAUGCUCCCUACUUUAAGUUUGACUUGUCAAUUAAUAACGUAAUAUAGCUUUUCAUUGCGAAAGUCUAGGUUGUGAUUUUUGACAAUAUCAACAGAGCCUUCGAACACAAAUUAUUCUAGCCGAGUACAACAAAGCUGUGAUAGGAAUAUUCUCAAACUAUUAUGAAAAUUUUAUAUCUGAUUUAAAAUUCAUGUUAGGGUCAUUUCACACUGCAUAAGUACAUGACAAUAAACGUCUCUAGAUCCAAGUGAUUGCAUACCUAGUUGCUAAAUGUAUAGUAACCAUUACUAAAGUAUUUUACGUACUGUAGCAUGUAAUAUGACAAUAAGAAGUUACAGUGAUUUAAAUGCAUUUGAUUGUAUUUUAUAACCAUUUUGUAUUUUAAAUAAAGUUGCUAUUCUUGAUA
This is a messenger RNA of Pararge aegeria (speckled wood butterfly), 3888 nucleotides long. RefSeq names its product longitudinals lacking protein, isoforms F/I/K/T-like. Gene Ontology annotation, cellular component: nucleus. The coding region runs from base 281 to 1948 and encodes 555 amino acids. The transcript is spliced from 7 exons. NCBI's taxonomy places the organism in Eukaryota, Metazoa, Arthropoda, Insecta, Lepidoptera, Nymphalidae. Gene Ontology annotation, biological process: regulation of transcription by RNA polymerase II. Gene Ontology annotation, molecular function: protein binding. The record is from RefSeq and is a predicted model, not a curated record.